Messenger RNA from Vigna radiata var. radiata (mung bean), 1118 nucleotides. RefSeq names its product multicystatin-like. The record is from RefSeq and is a predicted model, not a curated record. Lineage: Eukaryota; Viridiplantae; Streptophyta; Magnoliopsida; Fabales; Fabaceae. Gene Ontology annotation, molecular function: cysteine-type endopeptidase inhibitor activity. The coding region runs from base 361 to 948 and encodes 195 amino acids. The transcript is spliced from 2 exons.
AACAAGUUGAAGAAGAAGCUAUAUUUAAAAUGUUUUUUUAGCAUACUCUUAAAUCAUAUAGAAUUAUCGAAUAUACCAAAAACAUGACAAGCUAGAAAAAUUGGAAGUAAAUAACAGCGGGACCAAGAGAUGCAAACAAAAUGCAAUAGGUGUAAAAAUACAGCCUAUAUGAUUCAAAUUCUUGUGGCUAUCUACAAAUAAAAUCUCAUACAAGACAGAAAAACGAGAUACAUUGAUUUUUGUUUUUCUUCAUGAGAUCAUUCUACCACUCAAAAUUCAAUGAAGAGAAGAUAAGGUUUGGUAUAUUUUUGGGUAUAUAAAGAGUGGUAGAACAGAGAGAGUGAUGAAGAGAAGAGAAAUAUGGCAACAGCAAAUGGAAUUCCUGGUGGCAUCACCAAUGUGCCUGGAGCUCCCAACAACGUGGAGAUCGAACAUCUGGCUCGCUUCGCCGUUCACGAUUACAACCAUAAGAACAACGCAGCUUUGGUGUUUGUGACAGUGAUAAGUGCAAAGACGCAGGUGGUGAGUGGGGUGUUGUAUUACAUAACCUUGAUGGUCAAAAAUGGCGAAACCAAAAUCGUGUAUGAAACCAAAGUGUGGGUGAGAGAAUGGUUGAAGUCUAAGGAGGUGCUGGAAUUCAAAGUCGUCGACGAUUCAAUCGGAGAAGGAAUCGAUGGUGGAGUCAACGAUGUUCCUGCCGACACCCCUCACAUCCAGAAUCUCGGUCGCUUUGCCGUUGAUCAAUACAACAAAGACGAGAAUGCAAAUUUGGAGUUUGUGAAGGUGAUUGAUGCAAAGUUACAGGUAGUGGAAGGGUUCUUAUACUACCUAACUUUGGAAGCAAAAAAUGGUAAGAGUAAAAAUGUGUAUGAAGCGAAGGUGUGGGAGAGGUCAUGGAUCAACUCCACUCAAUUGCUCGAAUUCAAGUCUGUCAAUGAUGCUCUUUAAUCGUCUUUCCAUCGCAGAAUACCACUUUUCAAGACUACGUACUUAUACUAUGCAUGCAUGCUAUAAAUAAAUGUAACUCUUGUUACGUACCCACCACCACCAUGUAUUCUCAUCAACGUUAUCAUAUAAUUAUAACUAAUGUUUGUCAUUAUAUAUAUAAAUGUUUUUUA